Molecule: messenger RNA, 1866 nt
Organism: Syzygium oleosum
Lineage: Eukaryota; Viridiplantae; Streptophyta; Magnoliopsida; Myrtales; Myrtaceae
Product: ethylene-responsive transcription factor RAP2-4-like
Exons: 1
Coding region: 493-1506 (337 amino acids)
Biological process (GO): regulation of DNA-templated transcription
Molecular function (GO): DNA binding; DNA-binding transcription factor activity
Source: RefSeq, a predicted model, not a curated record
CGACGCUUUCCUUCCCCCCCUCUGUAACAUCCCGCUUCUCCGAGUCCCUUUCUGUUAAUCAUCUGUCUUUCUACAGAAGUUUGCGAUUUCUUUUCUUUUUCUCAAAACGGUUUGUCCUCUAGGAAUUUUUUCAGAGAAGCAAACUCGGAAGAGGAGAAAAAAAAAAAGUUGGAAAUUUUUUACAACGAAAGCCAGGUGUUUUCAGAAUCGAGAUCCAGGAGCUCCCUGUUUCUUUUUCCUUUGUUGGGUUUUUCUUUGCUUGGUUUGAUUUUUUUUUUUGUGUAGAAUUUCGAUCCGGCCAAGAGGGUGUCUUUUUGUUCCCUCCCAGGUUGAUCCCGUAGGCGUUUCUUGGAGCGACGGAGGUUGUGUAUUUGUUAAAACCUCUCAAACCCCCCCUUUUUGGAAAGAUUCUUGUUUUUCUUUUGGUUCUCUCGUGUUUGUUCUUCUUCUUGUUGUAAAGAAGCUUUUUGCAGAUUUUCUGGGUGUGUUGUUAUGGCAGCUACCAUGGAGUUCUACAGCAGCAGCAGAUCGGCUCUCCCAUCGUACCCGUUUUCUUCCAACGGUGGUGAUGAGCUGAUGGAAGCUCUCUGCCCUUUCAUCGGCGGCUACGAUGCUUCCACAUCUACCCCUUCUUCUCUUCCCUCCCCCUCCUACUGCUCCUCUUCUUCUUCUUCUGUCUUGUCCUUUGAGCCCGCGUCGUCGUACACCGAUGGCUGCACGAUCCGGCCGGACCCUCUCGGCCUCGAGCUGCCCGGUCCGAUCGGGCUCAACCACCUCACCCCAUCCCAGAUCAACCAGAUCCAAGCCCAGAUCCGGUUCCCGAGCCCGAGCUUGCCCCCCUGCCACGGCUACGGCUGCCACCCGAGCAUGCUUCUGGGCCCGAAGCCCGUGUCCAUGAAGGUUUCGGGCUCGGCGGCGAAAUCGGCCGUGAAGCUGUACCGGGGCGUGAGGCAGAGGCACUGGGGCAAGUGGGUCGCCGAGAUCCGGUUGCCCAAGAACAGGACCCGGCUCUGGCUCGGCACCUUCGACACGGCGGAGGAAGCCGCCCUCGCCUACGACAGGGCCGCCUACAAGCUGAGGGGCGACUUUGCCCGGCUCAACUUCCCCCACCUCAAGCACUGCGCCGCGGCCGACAUCGGCGACGGCGGGUUCAAGCCGCUGCACUCGUCGGUCGACGCGAAGCUGGAGGCCAUCUGCCGGACCCUCGCCGAGAAGCAAGCCGACGGCGCCAAGAAGCCCACGGCCUCAGGCCGAUCCCGAGCGGCCGCCGCGGCCGCAGCCGCAGCCGCAGCUGCCGCCGCUCGGGAGGUUUCUUCGGCUUCGGAGGCCUCGGAGGCGACGGAGGCAAAGGGAUCCGAGCCGGAGAGCGAAGGGUCGGCGGGGUCGUCGCCGCUGUCGGAUCUGACGUUCGAGGAUUUCGUGGAGACCACGUGGGAGUGCGUUUCGUUUCCGGAGACGUCGACCUUGCAGAAAUAUCCGUCGGAGAUCGACUGGGACGCGAUCUGAUGUCUAAAAAUUGCUUUCUUUUCCCUGUUUUUCCGUUCCUGUGUAGUCAAUUGUUAGCUUGUGUCUUUGGUAGACCAAAUUCAGGAAGGCUGGAGCGGUCGCUGCGAUGGAAUUUUUGGGAGUUGCAGUAGAGACUGCUCUUGCUGUUUGCCCUUUGUUAGAUUAUGGAUAGUCUUCCCAGAGUCAAAACCAUGUGAUUUUUAGGGGGUUUAUUUCACUGUGAUUAGUUUAGCUAAUAUCAUCAUCAUGUAACCAAGAAGUGGUGCCUUGUUCAGCAGAACCUUUUUGUCUGCUGAGCGAUGGUCGUUCUUAUGUAAUUCGUUUUGUCUAUGUAAAAUUAAUGGGUAGUAGUUCUGUAAA